CCCCUCCGGCCCCGGGGACCCCCGCGCCCCUGCCCGCGCCCCCCUCGGCCGCAUGGAUCGGCCUGCAAGCCGCUGAUGCUGCCCCCCGCAGGGAGGUGGCCCGGACCGCAGCGCCCCGAGAGCUCUCAUGGUACCAAGUGACGGGCCGACCUUCUUGUGACACAGGGACACCAGCCCUUCUGAGAGGAUGUCGGCAAUACAGGCCGCCUGGCCAUCCGGUACAGAGUGCAUUGCCAAGUACAAUUUCCAUGGCACGGCUGAGCAGGACCUGCCCUUCUGCAAAGGCGAUGUGCUCACUAUUGUAGCUGUCACCAAGGACCCCAACUGGUACAAAGCCAAGAAUAAGGUGGGACGUGAGGGCAUCAUCCCCGCCAACUACGUGCAGAAGCGGGAGGGUGUGAAGGCAGGCACCAAGCUCAGCCUCAUGCCCUGGUUCCACGGCAAGAUCACGCGCGAGCAGGCGGAGCGGCUGCUGUGUCCACCAGAGACGGGCCUUUUCCUGGUGCGGGAGAGCACCAACUACCCCGGGGACUACACGCUGUGCGUGAGCUGUGAGGGCAAGGUGGAGCACUACCGCAUCAUGUACCACGCCAGUAAGCUGAGCAUCGAUGAGGAAGUGUACUUCGAGAACCUCAUGCAGCUGGUGGAGCACUACACCUCAGAUGCAGAUGGACUCUGCACGCGCCUCAUCAAGCCAAAGGUCAUGGAGGGCACGGUGGCAGCCCAGGAUGAAUUCUUUCGCAGUGGCUGGGCACUGAACAUGAAGGAUCUGAAGCUGCUGCAGACUAUCGGGAAAGGAGAGUUUGGAGACGUGAUGCUGGGAGAUCACCGAGGGAACAAAGUUGCUGUCAAGUGCAUCAAGAAUGAUGCCACUGCCCAGGCCUUCCUGGCUGAAGCCUCAGUCAUGACGCAACUUCGGCAUAGCAACCUGGUGCAGCUCCUGGGCGUGAUUGUGGAGGAGAAGAGUGGGCUCUAUAUCGUCACGGAGUACAUGGCCAAGGGAAGCCUAGUGGACUACCUUCGGUCUCGCGGUCGGUCGGUGCUUGGAGGAGAUUGUCUCCUCAAGUUCUCGCUGGACGUGUGUGAGGCCAUGGAGUAUUUGGAGAGCAACAACUUUGUGCACCGGGACCUGGCAGCCCGCAAUGUGCUGGUAUCUGAAGACAAUGUGGCCAAGGUCAGCGACUUUGGCCUCACCAAGGAGGCCUCCAGCACCCAAGACACAGGCAAGCUGCCUGUCAAAUGGACAGCCCCAGAGGCCUUGAGAGAAAAGAGAUUUUCCACCAAGUCUGAUGUGUGGAGUUUCGGGAUCCUCCUCUGGGAAAUCUACUCCUUUGGGCGAGUGCCUUACCCAAGAAUUCCCCUGAAGGACGUUGUCCCUCGUGUGGAGAAGGGCUACAAGAUGGACGCCCCGGAUGGCUGUGCCACCGCCGUCUACGAAGUCAUGAAGAAGUGCUGGCACCUGGACCCUGCAGUCAGGCCCUCCUUCCUGCAGCUUCGAGAGCAGCUGCAGCACAUCAAGACACAUGAGUUGCAUCUGUGACGGCCGCCCAGCUCCUCCAUGCAGCUUCGGGGUGUCGAACGAACACCAGGCCUUGUGAGCCGCUGCACGGUGCGGGUGUGUCCCGCGCCUGGGCAGGGAACGGACCCCACAGACUGCACCGAGUGGACGUGGUGCCCCACUCGCAGGGUCGGACCUGGACUGAGCCCGGCGGCCCCAAGGAUCCUGCCCGUCUAGGCCUGGCUCCUUCUCCCGUGGACCUGCCAAAGGGUUGAGGGGCCAGAGAGGGGGCCGGCCCUGAGCCCACCACAGUGGUGGAGCUUUCCCUGGUCUCCCUGGUCUCCCUUCUCUCAUCUUCUUA
Molecule: messenger RNA, 1859 nt
Organism: Suncus etruscus (white-toothed pygmy shrew)
Lineage: Eukaryota; Metazoa; Chordata; Mammalia; Eulipotyphla; Soricidae
Gene: CSK
Product: C-terminal Src kinase
Exons: 13
Coding region: 188-1540 (450 amino acids)
Biological process (GO): protein phosphorylation; regulation of Fc receptor mediated stimulatory signaling pathway; adherens junction organization
Molecular function (GO): ATP binding; protein tyrosine kinase activity; protein binding
Source: RefSeq, a predicted model, not a curated record